Molecule: messenger RNA, 1669 nt
Organism: Nothoprocta perdicaria
Lineage: Eukaryota; Metazoa; Chordata; Aves; Tinamiformes; Tinamidae
Gene: TMEM50B
Product: transmembrane protein 50B
Exons: 4
Biological process (GO): late endosome to vacuole transport via multivesicular body sorting pathway; protein targeting to vacuole
Source: RefSeq, a predicted model, not a curated record
UGAAUGGAAGCAUAUGCACUUUUUUUGUUUGUUUUUAUUUUGUUUGUUCUAGGAUAAAUGCUGUGUCAAACGCGCAGGUGAGAGGAGACAGCUACAGUGACGGAUGUUUAGGGAGGACAGGUGCUCGUGUCUGGCUCUUUAUUGGCUUUAUGCUGAUGUUUGGGUCACUUAUUGCUUCAAUGUGGAUUCUCUUUGGAGCAUAUGUUACACAGAACACUAAUGUUUACCCUGGAUUAGCAGUGUUUUUCCAGAAUGCAUUGAUAUUUUUCAGUACCCUGAUCUACAAGUUUGGAAGAACAGAAGAAUUGUGGGGAUGAGAGAUCAAGGAGAGCGUUGUCUAUUCCAUAGUGGCUAUGUUGUACUCUGUAUGUAGAUACAUUUACAUUCAUUUGUUCUCAUUUUGCUUUCUCAAUCAUACGAACUGAGACAAAUUACAGUUUCUGUAAGAAGUUCCCUCUUUUCAGAGGAACGCUUUGUGAAUAUGUACAUAUGACUGUAUAUAUCUUAAAAAGGGAAAGUCGGGCUCGCUGUCCGAAAUCUUCACGCUCCUUUCUUCAAGCGCACGGGGCUCCAUCCACCUUCCACACUUCCAGACUUCCACUGCAGGGGAGCUACAAAGAAAUUAACAGGAUAAAGCGGGUUCCCCAUAAAAGUGCUUAUUACUCUUAGGCAUGGGCCUGCUCGAGCUCCUUUUGCAAGGGCUGCUUGGUCACCUGAAGCUGCAGAGAGCCUAGGGAAGGGGCCCAGCCAAAACUGUCCUUAAUGUCGGUAAAUUCUGUUGCAUUCUUGAAAGUUGCUUUCAAGGAUUUAACUGCUCAGAACAACUCAAAAGUAGCUUUAAUUUUUGAACAGGGCCCUGUGUUGGGCAGAUCCUGCGUGGCAGACGCAGCUCUUGCUGACYCCCGCCCGCUGUAGCCCAAGGGAAGUCUGGCAGCAGCCCAGCCCUCGCAGGACCGAGCUCCUGCCCUUCACUCCAAUAGACACUAAUAAGCAUUUACUCUAUCUGCUAAUAGUGAAAAACCCUGGAACUGAUGCUAGUUAAGAGACGUAAGGAAGAAAAGAGAGUCCGACCAGCAUGUCUAAUGUUAGGCCAGCAUACAUUUUCCUCAAGGAAAGCUUUUUGCUCAUUAAGUGACUCUGCUACGUAUGACUUUUUAAAUAGAAAUGGUGAGCAUUUCAAGUGGGGAUAUAAUAGAAAUGUUUUUAUUGCUGUAGUGCUUCUAAAAAAAUAAUGAUCUUACCGAGCAUUUUGACUUCCCUGAGUUUUAGGAGUGCCACUUGCCCCAGUUAAAAUUUAUUUAUUUCCCAAAUUUGAUGGGCACUUCAUAGAAAUGCAGCUGUUACUGAAGUCCAGUUUCUUCUGGCUGAAAYAGACAGGAAGGGAGCACAUUCUGUAGCUUUGGACUGAUCUUGUGUAUCCACCUUGCUGUUGGUGACUUCCUUCCCUUCCGAGUUUUAUGUGGUCCUGGAGCAUUUGAAUCUCCCCUGCGUCCGAAAGCUUUUAUAACUUCCUGUGUAUCAGAAUAGCCCGUGAAGUGCUACUGCCCGAAAGGCUGUAACUUAUGUGCAUGGUUACUGUGUGCUGUUAGUCAUCUAACUGCUCCCUUGUGGGAAUCUUUCCAGUGGACAGAAUAUGAAGCAAAUACUGCAGCUGAAAUUGUGCUACUGG